Messenger RNA from Aureobasidium pullulans EXF-150, 1101 nucleotides. Its product is annotated as GroES-like protein. The record is from RefSeq and is a predicted model, not a curated record. The transcript has 2 exons. Lineage: Eukaryota; Fungi; Ascomycota; Dothideomycetes; Dothideales; Saccotheciaceae. Gene Ontology annotation, molecular function: oxidoreductase activity. Bases 1 to 1101 code for a protein of 366 amino acids.
AUGGCUUCUCAGCACGAACUACCUACUCGUAUGAGAGCUGCGUACAUUGCAGAAUACAACAAACCAUACGCUCUUGGCGAACGACUGUUACCUAUCAUCAGAGACAACGAAUUGCUCGUGCGAGUCCACGCCGCUGGUUUCUGUCACUCAGACUUGCAAGCUUUGCUUGGAGAAUUUACAAAGCCUGCACCCAUAGGCCUCAUCCCUUCGCAUGAGAUAGCCGGCACCAUUGCAAGUGUUGGGCCAGACUACCAUGGUCAUCUUCAAGUUGGAGACAGAGUUGGAGUGUUGAACUUCAAGAAUUCGUGCGGCUCUUGCGUUGGCUGCAACCUGAGCAAGCGGACCGGCAAUAAUCUCGACCCGCGAUUCUGUGAUGCCAGAGAAACAGCUGGGUUUCUGCAUGAUGGAGGAUUCGCUGACUAUGUCGCUGCUGAUCCUGAGACGACAGUCAAGCUUCCGGACUCUGUUUCUUUCGCUCAAGCUGCGCCUCUGAUGUGUGCUGGAGCGACAGUCUGGGGGUCUCUCGAGCAAGCGACUGUGGGAGUAGCUCCAGGAGAAUUUGUCGCCAUCAUUGGUAUUGGCGGUCUCGGACAUCUCGGACUUCAGUAUGCCAAGGCGCUAGGAUACCGGACUAUCGCUGUGGAUACUCGCGAAGCAGGGAGGAAAUUGGCGGAAAACAUGAAGAAUGAAGAUCUUGAGCCAGAUCUUGUGGUAGACCCUUCUGACCAAGAAGCGGCAUCCAAGACGAUCUAUGAGCUCACCAGGGGAGAAGGUGUUGCUGCAGCGAUCGUGUGCACUGCGUCAAUCGAGGCCAAUCGUUGGGCACUUUCUCUACUGCGGAUCAGAGGCACAUUGGGCCUGCUCGGUCUCCCGCAAACACCCUGGCAGUUCGAUGCUGCGCCCAUCGUGUUCCGAGAGCUUUCAAUCAAGGGCAGCUACGUUUGUGGUAGAGAAGCAGCUGAAAGAAUGAUGAAAGUGGUGGAGAAGCAUGGAGUCAUCUCGCACCUUACAAUCAUCCCUUUCGAACGGAUACCGGAGAUUGUUAAGAUCUAUGAGAACUCGAGCUUCCAAGGCCGCAUAGUAGUCAAGAUGUCUGAUUAG